UAAGUGGGGCCCCUUAGAAUUGGAGGCCCUAAGUAAGGGAUUAGUUAACAUAAAGGUUAAGUUGGCCCUGCCUCAAUCACGGGUGCCACCUCCAUCGUCUUUUUUUAUUUAAUUUCAUUGAAGAUUUCGAUUUUGCAAGUCUCCUUUCUUAUUCUGUCUCUUUUUUGUGUUUUUUCCCAGUAAGUAUCAAUUGAUUUCAGGUCAAAUCCAAAGUGUGCAAUCAGAGGCAAAGAAAGAAGUGUGUUGUUGAAAGUUAUUUGAUUUAAUAUCAUUGAAGAUUUUGAUUUUGCCUUUUCGAAGAUAUGUAUCCGAAUGCCCUAGCUUGGUUUAGGGCUUCAAGUUUCAGAAUUUACAGAUUAUUGAAUCAAGAAUCAAAUUGGUGUACAAGGCAAUGUUCGUCAAUUUGAAAACCCAAAUCUGGAACAAAAACUUUUCAGUGCUUCCACUUCCAUGCAACAAACAACCAUUCAACCACCAACCACACAACCACCACCAGAAACUGUUCCUGAAACACAAGCGGGAGGUAGUCGGAAAGGGAGAUGGGAAGGAAAAGGGAAAAAGGAAAGAGAAGGCAGUUGCGGAUACGGAAGAAGAUCCUACACUAUGGUGGACAUCAGAGGAGGAUUACGCGUUGGCGGUGGCGUGGUGCGGGACUUCAAAGGGUUCAACUAUCGGAAAUGAUAUGCGAAGAAUUGGGUUUUGGGAAGUCGUGCUCGACAAAUUCCAUGCUCUAAUGAAGAAACAACCAUAUCGCAAUAUCGAUAUGCUUAGUAGCAAGUGGACUCCGAUCAGUCGCUGGUGCACCAAGUUUAAUGGGAUUUUCAUGAGACUAGAAUCGCAAAAACAAAGUGGUGAAAAUGAUUUUGAUGUGUACAAAUCUGCGUGUGAACAAUAUCAAGUCGAAAUGGGACACACUUUCGAGUUUGAAAAAAUAUGGGAGAUUGUUAGGCUAGAUCCAAAAUGGAUUAAGGCGAUAACAUCGUUGGAGGCAUAAUCAAAGAGGAAUAAGAUCGGGUCUACACGCGGGUUGCAGGUGUAUCCGGAUGUUAUGAUCUGGAGUAUAUAGCUUACUCUCUAAGUGAUUUUGAUAUAGAGUCUUAGAUAUUUUUUGUACGAAACUGUUCAUUCUCUCUAUCCACAGAUUAGGGUUUGUUCAUACUUCUUGCAGUUCUUUUCUGUAUUGUUCUUAGGUUCAUAUGAGAGUGAGAGUUAAUGUAGUGAGGUUUCCGUUGUAAUCAGUUUUGAUGUAUAAACCAUCUGUUUCAUAGUGAAUGAAAUGAUGAAGUUGGGAAAUCUUCGAGUUGUUUAGAUU
Messenger RNA from Lactuca sativa (garden lettuce), 1312 nucleotides. RefSeq lists its product as uncharacterized. The record is from RefSeq and is a predicted model, not a curated record. Lineage: Eukaryota; Viridiplantae; Streptophyta; Magnoliopsida; Asterales; Asteraceae.